Molecule: messenger RNA, 1611 nt
Organism: Sugiyamaella lignohabitans
Lineage: Eukaryota; Fungi; Ascomycota; Dipodascomycetes; Dipodascales; Trichomonascaceae
Exons: 1
Coding region: 1-1611 (536 amino acids)
Molecular function (GO): protein binding
Source: RefSeq, a predicted model, not a curated record
AUGUCAGCGCCAAUUUUGAACAUCCCUAUAGAGAUACUGGACCAGAUUAUCGAUUUUCUACCUGGGAAAGAUCUGGCGAGUUUAUCAAGUACCUGUAAACAGAUUAGGUAUCUGAUAAAUGACGAAAAAGUAUGGCAACUUCACUGCAAAUGGGAACUAGGGGUAUAUGAUUAUAACCCUUAUAGCAGCUAUGAAGAGUGCUUCAAAAAGCUAUAUAGACACAGAUGGGUAUACCCGUCAAUAUGGUUUGGUGAUAGGAAUCCAUUUGGUACAUUGGCAGUCUCGACAUAUAAUGAAUUAACUGGAUCAUUUGAUAUUGGAGAAGUGCGUGCUUCAAUAGCCCAUCCUGAUACUGGCAUGGGAAUGGGAGUUAUUGAGGGUCGUGCAAGUCGUGAGGUACGUGAACGUCGUGAAAGACGAGAGAGUCUUGAAAGUCGUGAAAGUUUAGAAAGUCGAGAGAGUCGGGAAAGACGAGGGAGCCGGGAAAGCCGUGGUUCGUUCUAUGGGUUUAACACCACUAGCACUUCGGCUAACGACACUAAUGCUAGUGGCAUAACCGGCAUACCUUUUCGCCAGCGUCAUAAUAGUGGUAGUAGUAUAGCCAGUAUACCUAUUGGUACACCCAUUGGAACACCGUUUGGCAUGAAUACUAUCACUCCUACGACUACUCAUGAUACAGACUCGUCUGCUCAAUCUGUAUCACAUUCACAUUCACAUUCAUAUUCACAGUCGCAACAAUCAACUGCACCAGUGACCCCAACUACACCCCAGUCACAAACUCAUAUCUCACGAGAAUCUACACCGAAACUAAAAACGACAAUGGCAUAUGCUAUUUCAUACGAGGAGCCAUUGAUCAGAAUCAACCAAAAAACUGAUUAUAAUGACCCAGCAUCUUUAGUGAACUUUUCCCAAAUACGAGGACUCUAUCGAUGUCUGAUGCGAGCCAAUGCUCUACUCCCGGAACGAAUCCAUCCCUCAAUGAGCAUCUGGCCACCAUCUAAAAUCCCCUGUCAAGACAGAACACGGAAUGUCAGCUCGACUGAGUUUCGAGGACAUUUAUCGAAAACCAGUGCUGCUAGUACUGAUCUUCUAAGAGUACGUACAUGGCUCAACUACUCGUCUGGAUCUAUUGGUGUUACUAUGGGCGAGACAGUAGAAACGUUCAGCAGACUGCCAAUAGACCUUCUAACACCCACUCCCACAAUGCCCUGGAAAGGACUCUGGAUAUAUCGAGGCGAUCCAAUACCCGAAUUCCUCUUCUUCCACCAACCCACCCCGCAACGUUUGGAAGCAAUUAAACUAACUGGCAACAACAAAGUCCCACGAGGCGAAAUAUUAUUUGUUGUCGAAGACCUGAACCACCCAUUACCAGACGGAUUAAAAUUUGUGCCCGAAUUCAUCAUCAGAGGCCGUCGACCUGUUCUCGACGCCCGAUACCAGACCUCGGAACUCAACUUCACCAACCCCACUUUCCACAACGGCCAAGUCGUCCUCUACGAAUCCGACGCCAUCAUCCUCUACGACGAGACCGGUUCGUACAUGGGCGACUGCUGCCGCGUUGACCACCCUCAACUCAUCUCGGGCAAACUCACCCACGUCGCAUAUCCCUAG